AUGUGCUACAAUGUAGGUGGGAAUCACAGGCUGAAUAUUUAUUUCAAAAACAUCAGCAAAGACCCUGUUCAGGCUAUUUCUACAGCCAAAGAGCUGAUUGGAGGGAAUCGAGUUCAAGUUAUUGUUGGGACACGAACAUGGGAGGAAGCAGCAUUAGCCUCCGAUGUUGGAAAGCCAGCGCAAGUGCCAGUCCUUACAUUAGUUGCAGCUUCCAGUACACAGCCAUCGACCCAGAAUCGAUGGCCUUUCUUGGUAGAGAUGGCCACCGAUAGCCAGGAACAGAUAAAUUGUAUUGCAGCUAUUGUCAAUUCCUACCACUGGCGAAAAGUAAUAGUAAUUCAUGAAGACAGCAGUUAUUUUGCUGAUUCUGGGUUGCUUCCUAUGUUAUCGGAGGCUCUUCAAAAUGUUGGUGCAGCUAUUGAGUAUGAUCUCAUCCUUCCACCAUUCUCGUCUCUAUCUGAUCCAGAGGGGUUUGUUCGACGAGAAGCAGCGGAGUUAUUGAGGAAGCAGUCUCGAGUUUUUAUCGUUCUUCAAUCAUCCUUACCACUGGCUACACAUUUACUCAGAGAAGCUAAGCAGAUAGGACUAAUGGGUAGAGAUUCAGUAUGGAUUCUGACAGACUCUAUUUCAGAUUUUCUGGAUUCUUUUAACCCCAAUUUGGUCUCUUCUGCACAAGGUGCUAUAGGUAUCAAGAGCUAUUAUUCAGAAAACAACAGGCAUUUUCUAGACUUUAAAGAUCAAUUUCGGAAGAAUUUCAGACUGGAGUAUCCAGAUGAAGACAACUGGGGUCUUGGAAUUCAUGCUCUAAAAGCAUAUGAUAGCAUUACAGCUAUAGCGGAAGCUGUGAAAGAAUUAGGUGGGAACAAUACUAGUAAUCCAAAGUUGCUGCUCAAUGAAAUUCUGUCCAGCAAUUUCACUGGAUUAAGUGGUGAAAUUCGUUUCCAUAGUGGGAAAUUAAAGCAGAAAUCUAUAUUCAAGAUUAUUAACAUUGUUGGAAGGAGUUAUAAAGAGCUAGGUUUCUGUUUGGUAAAUUGGCCAGGGGAAUUGGAUCGAGUCCCAAAAGGGUGGGCAAUGCCUACCGAUGUAGCCCCAUUGAGAAUUGGAGUUCCAGGAAACAAUUCCUUCCCAGUGUUUGUAAAGGUAAAGCAUGUCCAAAAGACAAAUGAGAAGAUAUAUGAUGGUUUUUGCAUUGAUAUUUUCGAAGAGGUGAUAAAAGUAUUGGGAUAUCCCCUGCAUUAUGAAUUUGUGCCCUUCAAGGGUAGCUAUAGUGACCUGGUUGAGAAUGUCGCCAAUAAGAGCUUUGAUGCUGCUGUGGGCGAUAUAACCAUCUUAGCCGACCGUUCAAGAACUGUAGAAUUUACUCAACCGUUUAUGGAGUCUGGUUUGUCAAUGUUGGCUCCAGUCAAAACUGAACCCCAGAUGGAGUGGAUAUUUACGAAGCCUUUCACUAGGAAUAUGUGGACGGUUACCUUAGCCAUUUUAUUCUACACAAUGUUCGUCAUUUGGUUUAUGGAGCAUCAAUCUAAUCCAGAAUUUCAAGGGCCACGGAGAGAUCAACUUGCAAAUGCAAUGUGGUUUACAUACUCUUCUCUAUUCUUCGCUCAUGGAGAAGAAAUUAAAAGCAAUUAUACUAAAGUGGUGGUUGUGGUGUGGCUCUUUGUUGUGUUGGUAUUAAUCUCAAGUUAUGAGGCUAACCUCGCUUCAAUGCUGACUGUCCCACGACUUGAGGCAAGUGUGACUGGUUUAGAUUGGAUAAUGAAAACUAAUGCUACAGUUGGAUGCGACGGUGGCUCUUUUGUAGAAGAUUAUCUGAGGAAUGUAAUUAAACUUCCAAAUAUCAAAACCAUAAGCAGCCAUGACCGUUAUUCGGAGGAAUUUAAGAGUGGAAAUAUCUCUGCUGCAUAUCUUGAACUCCCUUACCAGAACGUUUUUCUCAAAGAUCACUGCAACGAGUAUACAGUGACUGGACCUACCUACAGUUUUGGAGGACUAGGGUUUGCAUUCCAGAAAAAUUCUCCAAUAGCUCGCGAUGUUUCAGACGCCCUUCUAACUUUAAUGGAGGACGGAAAGCUUAGUCGCUUGAAAGAGAAAUGGUUUGGUCCACCAGACAGUCGUUCAAAUUAUGAUGCUAACUCUGAAAUAGAAAGAUUGAGUUUCAGGAGUUUCUGGGGUCUAUACCUUGUUUCUGCUGCCAUUUCGACUCUCUGUUUCCUCAUUUCCGCUCUUCGGUUGUUGAAAAAGAAAUUAAAGGUCUGUGAAGAACAUGCAUGUGAUGUUGCUCAAAUUGUUGAGGGUGUUCCUAACACAAUGAAUAGGUUGGAGCAGUAUUUUCAUGGUGGACGGCAGAAGUCUCUGAGGAGGAGAAGCACAUUUAAUUUGUCUAAAGGUGCUGAAACGAUUGAAUUAGGGAGUCCUCCCGGUGCCUCUCAAAUUUUUCGGGCCUCCUCCUUGCAGAAGUCUCCCAGAGAUAAUUGA
This is a messenger RNA of Fraxinus pennsylvanica, 2475 nucleotides long. NCBI's taxonomy places the organism in Eukaryota, Viridiplantae, Streptophyta, Magnoliopsida, Lamiales, Oleaceae. The record is from the annotation of a GenBank genome assembly.